AUGUCAGACCAAAGUGGCAGCGACGGCGACGGCGAUACCGACUCGCUCUUCUCGUCGUCGUCUUUGUCCUCGGCCCCUGGCUCCCCCCGCGACGUCGCAGCCCAGACGGCCGAGGAAGGAUCGUUCCGGAUCGCAUCAAGACGAGCACCGGCGGUACCGGGUCUCUUGUUCUUUCCGGACCUCCUUUCCGCCUCGCUCUGCUCCGAUGUGGUGUCUUCGGUCGCAGACUGCGGCUACUUUACCGACGAGGUCGUGGGACGGAACCAGGCCAUGCUCUUUGCACGGGCGCGGCCGUCAGAGUGUCGCCCUCGCCGAGAUACGAUCGACCCGCCGGGGGAUAGAAGCAAACGGCGCAAGGUAGAAGGCGAGGCCGACGAGGCCGACCACGGCGGACUACCGGCAUGGGUGACGAGACUGAUUGCAGAGCUCGAACGCAAGCUGGACGGUCUGGUCGACGACGAGCUGCAUCGCCUUCUCUUUGCCCCGCGACUCCGUCCGCCCGCCGAAAGGACGAGCACGCACGCCAAGACGGACGCCGAGACGGCACUGCGAUCACGACAGCUCAUCCUCAACCUGUACAGACCAGGAGAGGGCCUCUCGUCGCACGUCGAUCUGAUGCGCUUCGGCGACGGCAUCAUGCUAGCCUCGUUCGGCGCUCCUCAACGCGGAGUGGUCAUGGAGUUUACCCGCGUUGCGCAAGACCAGCACGCCGAACAGACCAUCGUCCAUUCCCUCUUCCUGCCGUCCGGGUCGCUCCUGAUCCUCUCGGGCGAAGCGAGGUACGACUGGAAGCACGGCAUACCCGCGCGGAGGUUUGAUCUGGUCCGCGACGACGACGACGACGACGACGACGACAGCGCGGUGCGGCUCGAGAGGGGCACUCGGCUCAGCGUCACGAUACGCUGGAUGGGCGAGGGCGGAGACGUGGUGGGCCACGAGGACGCCGAUUCGCUCGCAUCUGGACCGGUGCCAGGGUGA
Messenger RNA from Pseudozyma flocculosa PF-1, 978 nucleotides. RefSeq lists its product as uncharacterized. Gene Ontology annotation, cellular component: mitochondrial matrix. Bases 1 to 978 code for a protein of 325 amino acids. The transcript has a single exon. The record is from RefSeq and is a predicted model, not a curated record. Lineage: Eukaryota; Fungi; Basidiomycota; Ustilaginomycetes; Ustilaginales; Ustilaginaceae. Gene Ontology annotation, biological process: fatty acid metabolic process; DNA damage response.